AAUUCCCCAGUGUUGCAGCCCUCCUGUUUGCAGAUGAUGUGUCGUGUUUAUCUGACACAGCUGUACAGUUGCAGAGGAAGAUAAAUGUGCUCGAGCAAUUUUGUAAUGAUACAGGCAUGAGUAUAAACUUGAGUAAAACAAAAAUUAUGGUUUUUCGUAAAGGUGGUCCUCUACGCCACUAUGAGAAAUGUUUUUUUAAGGGCAGGAAAAGAGAAAUAGUAAAUGAAUAUCGAUACCUAGGUGUUGUGUUUACACCAUCUCUCUCAUGGACUAAGGCUCAGUGCUGUCUUUCUGCUCAAGCACAAAAAGCUUGUAUGUCAUUGUAUAACUAUCAAAAUAAAUUUGGAGCAAUUUCAAGUUUAGAUAUAUUCAAAAAUGUUGAUGCAGCUAUUUGUCCUAUCCUUUCUUAUGGAGCAGAGAUCUGGGGCACAUCAUACUGUAGACAGAUAGAAAGUUUGCAAAUAUACUUCUGUAAACGGUUUUUGAAAGUUAGUAAAUAUACCAGCAAUGUUAUGGUGCUGGGUGAAUGUGGCAGAGUUCCCCUACAAUAUCAGUAUAUGUCUAGAUGUUUCACAGUAUAUGUGUAGAUUGCUUCAGUUAAAUACUCACAGGUUGCCAUGUCAGUGUUAUCAAAUGCUUAUGUUAUUGGAUAAAGCUGGUAGAAAUACUUGGGCCACAUCUGUUGAAAACAUUCUGUAUCAGUUUGGUUUUGGUAUUGUGUGGUUAUCCCAAGAUGUAGGUAAUGUAAAUUUAUUUAUGUUUACUUUCAAACAAAGGUUGUAUGACAGUCUAUGUCAAGACUGGCAUUCUUUAAUAUCCAAUUCAUCAAAGUGUAAUGUAUAUAGUAAAUUUAAGUCAUUGCUGAAUGUAGAAAGAUACUUAAGCGUAGAUAUCCCAUAUUAUUACAAGCAUGUCAUUUCCCAAUUUAGGUGUAAUAAUUUCCGUUUAGCGGUUGAGUUAGGUAGGCACAAAAACAUCAAUUAUGCUGACAGGAUUUGUACUUAUUGUUGUACUAAAGGCUUACAUUUAGUGGAGGAUGAAUUCCAUGUUCUCUUAAUAUGUGAGAGAUAUGAAGAUAUUAGACAAGAAUGCCUUCCUUCAUGUACACUUGCUAAUCGCAGUUUUGAUACCUUUAUUGGGAUAAUCUCUUGUAACAACACACACACUUUAUCUUGUCUUGGACGUUUCCUCCGUCAUCUCAGAGAAAGUAAGAAGCAAACCUGAAAUUACAAUCUGUAACUCACUAUAGUCACAGUACUAAUACGUAACCAUGUACAAUAUGAUGUUACCAUUGUACUUGCAUUUCUGUAUCAAUAUCUUAAUAUAUGAGAGAUAUGAAGAUAUUAGACAUAUACACUUUUAACCAGUCUUGAAAAUUUUAGAAUGCUAACUUCUUGUAAUAACAUAAACACAUUAACUUGCCUCAUACGUUUCUUCUGUCAUAGAAAGAAAGCAACAAGUAAAUCUGAUAUUAAAAUGUUUUAUUUAUUUUAUUCACAGAACCAAUAGUUAAGCAUUUACAACACGAUGUUACCUGUUUGCCCGCACUUGUAUCAAUAUGUUGACAUAUGAGAGACAUGUAAGUUUUUGACAAGAAUGCCUUCUUUCCUGUACACCUGUUACUGCAGUCUUGAUAAUUUUGUCAGGCUAAUCCAUAUUAACUAUUGUCUUGAGAAUUUUAUUAUGCUAAGUUUUUGUACCAACAUAAAUACAUUAAAUUGCCUUGUACGUUUCCUCUGUCAUAUAAAGAAAGUAAUAAGUAAAUCUGAUAUUAAAAUGUGUAAUUCAACAUAACGCAUAAUAAUUUGUCUUGGACGUCUCCCUUGUCACAUAAAGUAGGUAAAAAGGAAAUCUGAUAUCAUAAUGUCUUAUCCAUUAUAUACAUGGUAUCUAAUACACUCGCAUGUAUAAUGCGAUGUACUAAUGUGUCUGCAUUUUGUAUUAUGGGCCUUUGGCCUUGAACUACAGAAAUAAAUCUGUCUGUCUAUCUGUCUGUCUGACGAAACACUUUGCCUUCCUUCACGAAGUGGCCCAAUCCAUAAUCAGUCAUCUAAUGAGAUGUUGUGUAACUGUUCCCUAUCCAUGACAACAUAUAUUUGACUAGCAUUUCAAUGGCUUUACCAAACACCUUGUUUUAAUUCAGUAAACCUGUUUAUCCAGAACAUUUCCGCGCCUUGACAUUUCCAGGCCAAGGAUACUGCUCUUUUCAGAGGUAGAUACACAAGAAGUAGAGAUGAAUUUCUUUUUCGAAAAAUAUAAUUAAACCUGUCCCUGGCUCGGUUUCACACCCCUCAGUCCCAUGUUAAGGUAUAUGAGGUACGAUAGAUAUAGUUGGUGUUGUGAGUUGUGAUAGAAGGUCCUGUGAUGCUCUUGACCCAUCCUCGAGGUCGUGGUCCUUGUUCAGUUUCACAAAGCAAGCCCACCCCCGCUGUCCCAUGUUAAAGUAUGAGUUAAGACAGAUCUACUUCAUUUUGUGUUGUGUUGCAGGGUAUUGUCCUGCUAAUGUCCUGUCCACGAGGCCCUGUGUUAACAGGACAAAGGCCCUCAUGUGUAUUGUGUCUAUAGCAGUUGAUUCCAGAUCAGUGCAAGACAUGGCCGUCCAAAAGUGGUGCCUGCUUUGUAUGGACAGCUCAAUUAAGGGCUGCUGUGUGUCACGCGAGGCAGAUGAUUCCCAAACUGACCCAUGUAUCGAUCCGACUCACCAUCAGCCAUUCAUGUUAUAUUCUCACUGGUGCCAUCUACACCGGAAGUCCUGGACGAACAAUGACCAUUUGAAAACAACACGUGACAAGUGAAGAGAAGACCAAGAUUGACUCUGUAAUCUGCAUGUUCCUCCAAUGUCUGAUAUUUGUCAUUUUUGCGACAGACCAGCUUAUAUAACUGUCUCUUUUGUGCCUGCUUGGCUUGACGUUUGAUGAUGUGUCUGUCAGUGUUCCGUCUGCAUUUUCUAAGGGGAUUUAGUUAGGAGAUUUAAAACAAAUGGAUAUGCCUAACCACGAAUAUAUAAUGGGAUUGACUUUUUUAAUCUUUCGGUAAUGAAAAAAUACAUUAAUAUAUAAAGUAUUUUUAGUUUUAUUUCUAAAAUUCUACCUCAUUAUACAGUUUGAGCAUCCAACCCUAGGUUCCGUUUCCCAAUAUCUACCAAUGUAGGAUGCGAUUGCAAGGUCACAGUAUCUUUAGACUCCAUAGGAUCUGAGGGGCGGCCUGGUGGUUAAAGCGUCUCUCGACAAUUCCAAGCCUUCGUUCAAUUCCUCAUGUGAGUACAAUGUAUGAAGAAUAUUCUGAUGUCCCCGUCGUGAUACUGCUUGAACAUUGCGAUAGGUGGCGUAAAACAUUACUCAGUCACUCGUUCUGGUCGUAAUCAGUUAUCUGGUUAAAACAUAAAACUUAAUACAUCAUUGGAAAUGUACAUGUAGGAACAUAUAUACUCUUGUUAUUGUUAGAUGACACGUUGUCAUAACAUUGACAUCGCCAGCCUUCACAUUGCACCCUCUACAACAACCUACCAGACUCGACACAACUUCGUUGAAUGCUCGACUUCACGUCUACAAAUCGCUAAUGCAGGGUCGAGUGAUAUAAAUAUUCAGCCUUGCACUACCGGCCGACAUUUCAGCAUCCAUGGCAUCGGCCCGUUCGUAUUGAGGCUGCUGCUCUUUGGCCCACAAUAAAACACGCUUGCCUCACAGCACUGUAUCCGACAAAAUUAGUGAUGUUAUGCUAAUCAAUUCAGUCAAAGUUGAAGGUCGUUGUGUAUGGAGUCGAUGGAAACAGGUUGGUGGCCUCGCGUCGACACAGCGCAGAGUGCCAACAGAUCCCUACACAAAAAGCUCUACCGAGUGUUCUGUAAAAGAAAAUGGGCGCAACUGGCUGGAGGUGAUACCGACUGAGGUCCUCGUGACGAUAAUGUGGUUCCUUUUCAUCUACGCAGCGUGUUUAGUUAGUUCUGUUAUUCCCCGGGAAACAUUCUGUCCGGCUGAAUGUCAGUGCUACACCGGAAUCAUCGGAAUCGGGAAAAAUGGGUAUAUAAUCCAAAGCAACUUGAGAAACAUGACCCGAAUUCCGGAUCUUUCUGGACUAAUCUCGAACCCUCAACCUAAACUCCUGAGGUUAAGAAAAAGAGCCAUCACUCGGGUCAAACAAACGGACUUUCCCGAAGGAAUUAGAAUCACGCGCAUCAUCCUUAGCGACAACAGGGAAAUGGAACUUGAAGAUGGCGCAUUCAGCAACCUACACAAUUCUUUGGAAUAUCUAAACCUUGAAAUUACAAAAAUAUUCUUCAACAAGACCCUAACAUUUCUCAGAGGACUUAGCAGGCUUGAAUAUCUCGAUCUGAGUUUCAACAACAAGUACCACUAUCAAUCUGGAGACCCGAACAUUAUCAGCCGUCUUUUCUAUGGCUUGGGAUUGUCGUCUUUGAAAAAACUGAAAAUGUACAACAGUAGAAUUCAGUCUCUUGGGACAGAUGUGUUCUUAGGUAUUGAAACACUGGAAGAGUUGGACCUAGCGGGGAACCUACUGCCUGGUGUACCCGACGGUAUUGCCCGCCUCACUGCCCUGACAGAUCUGGACUUAAGUAAUUCACGCUUCACAACUUUAAAAAGGAAGAGUUUCGUGAACAACAGAAAGUUGAUGACGUUGAGCAUGUUGUACUCCAAAGUUACUACGAUUGACGCCGACGCAUUGGUUGGUCUUGAGAAAUCAUUGCAAGUUCUAGACAUGCGUGACUGUAAACUGUCAAAAUUCCCCACCGAUGCUCUAAAACAUUUAACUGCUCUUAAGAAGUUGAACGUAAAAUUGAAUCCGUUGGCAACAAUUCCUGAUGGUUCUUUGUCUGGAUCUUUCUGUUUAAAGGAUCUGUAUAUCAGCCAAACACAUAUCAAACUAACUCGCAACAUUUUCAAAGGCCAAGAAAACUGUAUUAAAGACUUGUUUCUGAGAGACAUGGGCUUAGAUGAUAUUCCCGCGGAAUCGCUGAGAUCCUUAAAGAAACUUCGCUAUUUGUUUCUGGAUGAAAAUGAGAUCAAAGUCCUCCGCAAAGACUCUCUCGCAGGCAUCAAAGCCAGCCUCUUGGUGUUGGCCAAAAACCCUCUAGCCAGAAUUGAAAAAGGUGCUUUUCAGAAUCUGACCUACCCGUUGUACCUCGAACUCUCUGAAACUCUCCUGACAGAUUUACGCUUCACCCUUGAAUACGAUGCUGGGACAUUUGGUUCCAUAAACGUAAGAGGAGUGCCCUUAGAAUGUGAUUGUACAAUCGCCCGCCUGAUCCAUCAGGGAGUGUCGUUGACCGGGGCCUGCAAUGCCACGGUCACCCAGAUGGAUCUUAGAGAUGCCAAACUUCCAGGAUAUUUGUCUGAAUGUCCCACAUCUGAAGCUCAUUGUGUUCGUGGACACGCAUACUUGCUGACAGUCAUUUGUUUAAAAACAGAAAUGACCAAAAUACCAAACGGGAAUAUGCUAAGAAUCCUCGUGGGUCCUCGGAGCAAGAUGGAACAUAUUUUAAUUUAUGCAACUCUAUUUUUCUCCUUAUUUUCCUGUGUGUAUACAUCUGAUAUAAGCUGUCCUAAGAGAUGUGUGUGUAGGACUCGUCGAGUGCCCAAACUAGGUAAUACCUACUUCGUAAAUUGUAAGGGCAGAGCUUUCAUGAAGGUUCCAGAUCUUUCAUCUUUAAGUGAAAAUGCUCUCCCAAAACGUUUGGAUUUGUCAAGAAAUAUGCUCAUGUCCAUAUCACGGAGCGACUUCCCCAGCAAUCUGAAUGUCGCCAUGCUGUUUCUCGAAGCUAAUGACAACGUGAAGCUGCAAGAUAGUGCCCUGAUAAACCUUGCGGGGUCGCUACAGUUCUUGGGGUUACAGAGCAUCCGCCUGCAAUUCACUUCUCCCUUCACCUUCCUCAGAGGGCUCUCAAAGCUGGAGAAGUUGAUACUGAACUACAACAGCCAGAAAAAUGACGGUGUGAUUGCGCCAAACAUCUUCAAAGGUCUUGGUCUGACCGCCCUGAAGGACGUUUCCAUGUACAAUUGCCACAUUGCAGGUGUUGGGGAUAAAGCGUUUGUUGGUAUUGAGAGUCUGGAGGAGUUAGAUCUGACGUUUAACUGGUUGAAAGAGGUCCCUUCUGCCGUCAAGGAUCUGUAUAAUCUCAAGAAACUGACCCUGAGAUUGAACAACAUUAAAUCAAUAUCCAUCAAUAGCUUUAAAGGAAUGUCAAGCUUACGUGACCUUGACCUCAGUGAUAAUGGUGGCCUGAAAAUUGAAGAAGGAUCUCUCGCUGGGCUUGAGAAGAGUCUCGAAUCUCUUGCAAUGAGGACAUGCCAACUGGAUGAUGUGCCCACAGCGGGGAUGUGGAGUCUCGCAGCUCUGAAGAUCUUAAACGUAGGCUACAACCCACUUGUAGACAUGUCAUCUACGUCGCUAAAAGGAUCUUACUGUCUCCAAACCCUGGACAUCAGCAAGACGCUAGUGCCCCUAGAAGCGUCCAUACUUGAACCACAGAAAAACUGCUUGGUUUCAAUAUCUAUUAACGACAGGGGUUUGACAGAAGUACCUAGAGAUUUCUUGUCCAAUUUGACCAAGCUUCAUCACGUUUCACUAAACAAAAACCGAAUAUGUGUUUUGAAAACUGAUUCACUGAAGGGAAUCGGAGCAAAUUCCUACGAUUUUUCUGAUAACUGCCUCUAUAGGAUCGAAGACAAUGUUUUUGAUGGAAAGGGUCGAGGUAUUUCGUUGGCUUUGAAACGAACCAACAUGACUGAUGUACGUUUUGUUUUACAAUAUAAAGAGAAAACAUUCCAACAGAUUUGGCUAGAAGGACUAGAUCUGAACUGCGAUUGUUCUGUGUUUGAUGCCAUGCGGGUGUCUGAACCGUGGACACUGGAAGGACAGUGUCUGCUAAACUCGGAGUCCAAGGACUUAAAGGACUAUGAGUUUAAAAAAUUCCUCCAGAACAACUGUACUGUGGAGGAGAAGAAGACAGAAACAGCAGACCAAGUAGCGACCGAAAUUAAAGAAACUAAUGGUGUGAGUAGGUUUUCUAUUAACUGGGUAGUUUUGAUAAUGUCGUUACUUUUUUUGGCAUUGUUGGCGAAAAAAUAACAUAACACGCUUUACUGAUCACAUGAGAAGAAGAGGUUAUAAACGUUAAUCAAUGCCUUUGCAACACUUAAUAUCUUGUUUCCAUGACAUACUAUCGUAUUCCAAUGGCUUUUUCUCUCUUUUCCAUGACUUACUCUCGCUUAUUUCCUCGUCCCUUAGACAUAAACUUUCCUAAACGGUAUUCCGUUGUCUCACAGCUCAAACAGAUGUUCAUUUGUGGCAUAUUAAGCCUCUCUGUCUUAUAUUUGAUCACUAAAUAUAUGACCGUUCACAUAUUUGACAUUAUUGACAGAAGAGUUUCUUUUCUUCGUUCCCCGAACAAUGUGUCAAGAAUCACUUCUUCUAGAACUGGUGUAUAGGGAAUUCGGAAAUGACAAAGGUUCGUCAACGCAUUUCCUAAAUACAUGUAUAAUGACAUAAAUUUUAUGAUUAUCUUCGGGAAAAAGAAACUAUAUCUCUUGAUUUUACAAUAUGUUUGACUUUCGAUUGAAAAUUAAGUGAGGGAAGUUCAGUUAAAGAUAAACGUUAACCCUUCUGGCGCUUUAUCAAGGAAUAUUCCUAUGUGAAUAAAAAGAUAUAUAAAUUGAAUUUAACUUUUAAAUUUCAUAAUAUUUUAUGCAUGACUCAUACCUCCCGGUGGUUAUUUAAGAUAUGUUACCUUUAAUAGCAGUAACUUUACAACAUUUCAAAUAGGGUAGAUGGCUGAAAAUGCAUUUAUUACAAUUUUCUUGGUCUUAAUGGAAAAUUACCCAACAUAUUACUUAUUACAUGAUAGUCCAUAUGGCGUAAUGGCAUGGUCAGUAUGAUGGUUUGUAUGAUUUAAUAAUAUGGUCAGUGUGACAUGACAUAGUUGAUAUGAGAAUUCUGCCAGAACCAUGCUAUAUACUGUACCGAGUAUGUUGAUGAAUAUACAGUACACUUGUAUUCUUGUUUUACAAUAUCCUAAGUGAUAUUCUUGCCAUACCCGUUUACAUAAACUGGAUUGUUUUCAUUCCAAUUUAUGUGUAAAACAGGCCCAAUGCCGAUGCAUUCCUUAUUUUCUCAUUUUUGUUACAGAUGUAAUUUCUUUCCUCACUUUUCCUUGUUGCACUUGCCUCACAUCCUCAUAUACCACAAAGCGCUCCCAGUGCUAUGACUAUUAAUAUUUUUCUGUUAAUGGGGCUGUGAGAAAGUCAUAUAAAUACUGACAGAGCUUUGUAAAACUGGGUCCGGAUGUAUACGACAUGCUACUAGUUUGCUGUCCGUGUAUAAUACUGAAUGGUUGUGGUGUGUCAGUGGGAUACUGAUGCUGUGUGGGAACG
Molecule: messenger RNA, 8387 nt
Organism: Haliotis rubra (blacklip abalone)
Lineage: Eukaryota; Metazoa; Mollusca; Gastropoda; Lepetellida; Haliotidae
Product: chaoptin-like
Exons: 4
Coding region: 3715-7086 (1123 amino acids)
Cellular component (GO): extracellular matrix
Molecular function (GO): protein binding
Source: RefSeq, a predicted model, not a curated record